Molecule: messenger RNA, 2416 nt
Organism: Myxocyprinus asiaticus (Chinese sucker)
Lineage: Eukaryota; Metazoa; Chordata; Actinopteri; Cypriniformes; Catostomidae
Product: guanine nucleotide-binding protein G(I)/G(S)/G(O) subunit gamma-13-like
Exons: 3
Coding region: 354-557 (67 amino acids)
Biological process (GO): sensory perception of taste; phospholipase C-activating G protein-coupled receptor signaling pathway
Cellular component (GO): heterotrimeric G-protein complex
Molecular function (GO): G-protein beta-subunit binding
Source: RefSeq, a predicted model, not a curated record
ACACAUUGGCCCAGCAGCGGUUGAACAGCGUCCUUGCACUUUACUAGGCUGCAGCCACUGCCAUCAGCUCAACUUCUUCAGCAUCAUUUCAGCUUUCUCUGCUGCUGCUGCUGUUGGCGGAGCGUACCAGCCCCACUGCCCGGUCCUUUUGCUGUCUGUAUGCAGUGGAUACAUCGUUGUCCUUCAUAUUUUCAAGAAUUGGAAAUAGGCGUAUCUGUUUUUUGAUUAAUCUAAAAAAAAAAAAAAAAGAACAGCCUGUGCCAAAGACAAGCUUCGGCUAUACUACCUAAAGACACAUAACCGAGUCUUGUUGUUUAGGUUUACUUUGAUUGAGUCCACAUCAAACCGCAGUCAUGGAUGAGAUGGACUUGCCUCAGAUGAAGAAGGAGGUAGAAAGCCUCAAGUACCAGCUGGCCUUCAAAAGGGAGAAAUCCUCAAAGACAGUGACAGACCUGGUGAAGUGGAUUGAGGAGUGUGUGCCUGAUGACCCCUUCCUGAAUCCUGAGCUGAUGAAGAAUAACCCAUGGGUGGAGAAGGGCAAGUGUGUGCUUCUAUAAAAGAGUAAUAGCAGCAGCAGCAGCAGCCACCCCAGUCCUAUGCUGAGCCUCCACCAGCCUGACAGGAUCACAUGGCACUUGCUCUCACUGUUUCAUACCCUCACCAUGAAUGUACAGCAACUUAGCACAUACACACACAUGCACACAUCAUUAGCCCCAUAUAGACACUUGCAAGAUUUGAACUUAGCCAUGCAUUACUAUUCUAAUUAUAACUAUCAAUAUAUCUUUAUAGUGGAAUUUCUCUUGCCUAUUCACAAUGUUGUCACUGCCGCUUGCGAGCUUGAUCUUGAGUUCAAGCAUGUAGUGUUGACUUCUAAUUGCCAGAAAGAGCCUGUUAGAUGACAGACUGCAUGACAGAGGAGCAAAGAACACAGCAUGCCCAAAAAAAAAAACAAAAAAAAAACCUCUAAAGCUGAUAUUUUAAGAAGCCAGAAAAGGCAGCAAAUUCGUGAGCUUUGCCUCUGUUGUUCAGCCUGUUCAUUUCUCCUGCAGGUCUAUGCACUAUUUACACCACACUCAGCACUCUCACCCAAGGAACAUGUACAGAUCUUUUUUAUUUAUGAACUUAUUUAUGAUCAGUUAUUUAUUUAUUUAUGGUUUCAUUCACUACCGAAGCUGUCGGCGCUGACUGCUUUUUUAGAAGCUACAAUGGACCUGCUGUUGUUCAGCUGCACCCUUCCUUCAUUGAAAGUGAAAGGAGAAAAAAAAAUUGCAUCUUGCCAGUUCACCAUCGAUUACUGCCUUGUACACAAUUUCCUUAAAAAGAAUGUAUGUGUCGUGAGGGAUCAGUAAACCAUCAGCACCCUUAAGCAUUGAAUGGAUAUGCAAACGGAUGAGGUUGUGCACUGGCCAAGGCUUUUUUUCUUAGCUUAAAGGAAUAUAAAUGAAAAUUUACCUUUACCUUUGCUUCACUUACCUUUAUGCCAUCCAAGAUGUGUAUGUUUGUCUCUCUUCUGUCUGUCAGGUCCUUAUAAUAGAAGUACACGGGUGCCAGCACUUUGACGGUCCAAAAGGCAUAUUUAAGCAGCAUUAAAGUAAUCCACACAACUCCAGUCGUUCAGUGAAUGGCUUCUGAAGCAAAUUGAUAUGUUUGUGUAAAAAAUAAAUAGAUAAUUAAAAUGUUAUUUACUUUUAAAAAGCACUUCCUGCCAGCAUCUGAUGCGAAGCGUGACGUAAGUGUGUCGGUGAGUUCAUGCGAGAAUUCGGAAGCGGCACUUAAUUACAACAGAAGAACGAACAUCAUGCAAGAGUUCAGCCAUUUCAAACUGCAUCAGAGUCUUGGAUGGAAGCGCCGAUUUAAAGUUAAAAACGUUUUAAUUAUCAACUUGUUUCUUAUAUAAACAUAUCGAUUCACUUCAGAAGACAUUCAUUGAUCAACUGGAGUCAUGUGGAUUACUUUUAUGCUGCCUAAAUAUGCCUUUUGGACCGUCAAAGUUCUGGCACCAUGUACUUGCAUUAUAAGGACCUGACAGAGAUCUAUCUUCUUCUAAAAAUCUUCAUUUGUGUUCUGCUGAAGAAAGACAGUCAUACACAUUUGGGAUGGCAUCAGGGUAAGUGAAUAAUGAGAGAAGUUUCAUUUUUGGGUGAACUAUUCCUUUAAUAGCUCUUGCACUUACUGUAUGAGGAAAGGCAAGAAUGUGGGGUUAAUUUAUGAAUUUUGAUUUUUGUUCAUGUUUUUAUAUAUUCAAACAAUAGAAACCUGUCUAAUUAUCUUGAUGUGUGUUACAUUUGACAAUGCUUAGAGAAAAUAUGCAUACGAUCAAGUAGUUUAAUAACAAGCAAUAAGCGAUUACAUUUUUUAUUGAAUGUUUUACAACAAAAAAAAAACACAUCUUAUUGAAUAAAGUAGAGGAUUUUUA